GUAUCGUAGGAACGAGGAAGUCAUACGAACGGAUACAGCGAAAGAGAUAGAAAAUGAAGAUCAAAAUCAUCUUCGCGUGCGCCACGGCUUUAACGAUAACAUCUGUGGCCUCGAUUACUAAGAUAAGCGGUGAAGAAGCCUACGUGAAACCAAUCCACGAAGGUGAGGGAGAUUACGCUCGAGUCUUGGAGCUCUCUUUAUUAUUCUACGAAGCGCAACGAUCUGGUAAACUUCCGGAGGAUAACAGAAUAUCCUGGAGAGGUGAUUCCGCGUUGAACGAUCAUGGAAUCAAUGGCGAAGAUCUUACGGGUGGUUAUUACGACGCUGGUGAUUUCGUGAAAUUUGGUUUCACAAUGGCAUCAACGACAACCCUUUUAGCAUGGGGAGCUGCUAGUUGGCCCGAAGCUUACGUCGAGGCCGGUCAAAUUGACGAAAUUCGCAAAGCUAUUAAAUGGGCUACUGACUAUUUUAUCAAGUGUCACGUAAGCGAGUUUGUCUUUUAUGGACAAGUCGGAGACUUUUCUGUCGAUCACGCGUAUUGGGGAAGACCAGAAGAAUUAAAUACAACGAGGCCAGUUUACAAAAUCGAUCCUGAUCAUCCAGGUUCCGAUUUAGCUGGGGAAACUGCGGCGUCACUUGCAGCAUCCAGUAUCGUUUUCAAGAAUGUUAAUCCAGAUUAUAGCGAACGUUGUCUGAAGCAUGCAAAAGAGCUUUAUAAUUUUGCUAAUAAAUAUCGUGGACUUUAUCACAGUGCUAUUCGUGGAGCAGCGCAAUAUUACGAAAGCACUGAUUACGGGGAUGAGUUGGCUUGGGCCGCGGCUUGGCUCUUCAAAGCAACCAACGAUUCGAGGUAUCUCGAGGAUGCCGAACAUCAUUAUCAACAUUUUCAUCUUAAAGAAAGGCCAAAUGAGUUCUUCUAUAAUAAAAAGGUUGCCGGUGUUCAGGUUUUGUUAGCUCAACUGACGGGUCAAUUGGAAUAUCAAAAUGCCGCGCGUGCUUUCUGCGAUUUUUCUGUUCGACAACAAAAGCGUACGCCCAAAGGAUUAUUAUAUAUCGACAAAUUCGGUACCCUUUGUCAUGCUGCAAAUGUAGCCUUUGUUUGUCUGCAAGCUGCCGAUUAUCCCAAUAUCGGUGAUUCCCAGGAAUAUCGUCAAUUUGCAACGGAUCAAAUUUCCUAUAUGAUAGGCGAUAAGGGAAGAAGUUACGUGGUUGGAUAUGGAAAUAAUCCACCUACGCAACCGCAUCACGCAGCUUCCUCCUGUCCAGAUAAACCAAUGCCUUGCGGAUGGCCAGAAUUCGACAGACAAGAACCCAAUCCUCAAAUACUUUACGGUGCUUUGGUAUCUGGACCCGACGAGGCCGACGAAUUUCAAGAUCAUAGAGAAGAAUAUAUUUAUACGGAAGUGACGCUAGACUACAAUGCCGGUUUCACGAGCGUUUUAGCGGGACUCUUGCAAUUACGAAUUAAAAAAGUAGAAUGAA
Messenger RNA from Polistes dominula (European paper wasp), 1482 nucleotides. RefSeq lists its product as uncharacterized. Gene Ontology annotation, biological process: carbohydrate metabolic process. Gene Ontology annotation, molecular function: hydrolase activity, hydrolyzing O-glycosyl compounds. Lineage: Eukaryota; Metazoa; Arthropoda; Insecta; Hymenoptera; Vespidae. The record is from RefSeq and is a predicted model, not a curated record.